Messenger RNA from Fonsecaea nubica, 3390 nucleotides. RefSeq lists its product as hypothetical. The transcript is spliced from 4 exons. NCBI's taxonomy places the organism in Eukaryota, Fungi, Ascomycota, Eurotiomycetes, Chaetothyriales, Herpotrichiellaceae. The record is from RefSeq and is a predicted model, not a curated record. Bases 1 to 3390 code for a protein of 1129 amino acids.
AUGGAUCUCGAGCCACCCUUACACCACGAUCCUCUCGCCGCCAGUGACCAUCCACCAAAACCACCAUCUUCACCGCAAGAAGAUGCUUAUAGUCCACCGACAAUCGAUCAGUCGCACGAUGUUGCCCUGGUAUUGACAGCACUCGAUCAAUCCUACAAUUGCCAUGGGAUCUGUGAUACAAAGAUCCUGCUGUGGGGUUCCCCAGGCUGUGGCAAGCGUCGUAUUGCUACUGUGGCUGCUCUGGAGUUUUCCGCCAGGACGGGCUGCAAAAUCCUAUGGAUAGAUGGACGCGCUUUCGAGUAUUUCAUCCGCGACUAUAGAGCGGCGUACACCACCAUUACUGGACAGCAUCUUCCACAAGCUCUGACUUUGACCCAUACUCUCCUGAAGAUUAGAUCCACACUGGAAGCUCACCGGGAUGAGCUUCUUAUUGUCGUCUUCGACCUCCAGUCCUACUUGGAAGAGGAUAUGGAAAAUGAACUAAAGAUCAAUGACCUCUUUCUGCCAGACCGCUGUCGCCUACUCUUUACGUCUUCGUAUGUCCUUCCAAGAGCGACCACCAGCCACGAACAUGGACCGUCCAUGGAAUGCGGAUUGAAGCUCGCCAAUCGGGCGACAUGUCUGCAUGUCGGCACGCUCAACGAGGAACAAGCCGUACAGUAUUUCAGAGCCGCAGUACCGAACAGCAUCGAUGCGGUCGACUCUCUCCGUGCUUUCUGGCACUCCCACAAAGACCCGUGGUGUACUGCUCCACUUUGCCUUGCGCUUUCUUGUGGUUGUAUGCGCUUGUUGCAGAUAUCCCCUGGUAAUUUUCAACAACUAUGCGCAUAUAAGGCAAGGGAAGGCUGUACUCCCACGUUUCCUGGCGCCGGUUCAAUUCUGGCAAACAUCAUGUCUACUUUAUGGGACGCUUUGGAUGACUACGAUAUUGCCGCAAGGCAGUUGCUAGCAAUCUGCUCAGUCGUCGAUCGAGAGGGUAUUCCUGUUGUUAUUGUUGAAAAGUUCCCAAUGUUUCAGAACAGUAAAGGACGGCUUCACUCAGCCAUGGACUUACUCCGUCUGAGUGGGUUAGUUGAGAUCGACCAGGGAACUGAGCUUGCUACUAUCAGCCUUCACCCUCAGGUGCACCGUUGGUUGCAACUAAAACGCCGAAAAAUCGAGGACAAGCAGGAGUUGACAUAUCUCGUCCACACUUGGACCUCUGUGCUCAGCGAAUACCUCACCAAACCAGAGCAUGAGCUGCAGGAGAAUGGUCCCAUCUUCGAUCCCGAUAAAUUCUGGCGGAUGCUCGCUCACAUAAUGGCGCUUUGUAAUCUCAAACCAGGGCAACUUCGACAGUUUUGCAGCCUGCGGUACAUGACGUUUCUUAAGCACGUUGCGAUAUUCCUUGUCAACGACGGUAUCUUCCCAGGCUUGGCUGGUGUGACCAUCACUCAUGCUCUCAACAUGUGCACCCAUCAACAAAGUCGCCACCGUCGUAAUGUAACACUUUACCGUGAUCAAGCUGUGAGUGAAUUGCGGGAGGCGAAGCGAGUUGUUGGUCGUCAUCUACCAGACGAUGCCAGCAGCAGACGGAUCUUGCACGAGAUUGAGGAUGCAGAAGCACACCUUAGUGUUGUUCAGAUGAAUUGGCCUGAAGCCGGCCGGAUUCUCACCCAACUGCUGGCCACGCCGGAACUGAACAAUGCUUCAUACGACCUCGCUCAGCGACACCAUUGGAUGGCGCGAUAUAAGGCAGGCAUAGGCGGAGAUAUCGGCUCCUUGGAACAUUCGCACAUGACCAUGUCAUACUGGAGAGAGCUACCGUACGACGAACAGUGGGGCUAUAAAGACAUGACGAUCCUGUAUUGGGUAGAAAAACACAUGCUGGAUCUAAUGACCAUGAAAAAGUACAAAGGUGCCCUCCUCUUCGGUACACGACUACUCGAGAGAGCGUACGACCUGACGCCGGUUCUCGGAGGCUCCGUCUGCCGCCUAACUUACCGAAUCGUAUAUUGCCAGUGCAUGCUAGACAUGGCUGACGAUGCCGAAAGAGCAGUGUGUCGACUUCUUGAACUGCCUUCCCACGACACAUAUGGAGAUGACACCAAUGGUGCUUAUCUGCUCUAUACGUUGUAUGAGCUUGCGGUAGUGCUGCAGCGCAGUGGGAGGGCCGUGGAGGCCGAAGGUUUGUACAGAUUCAACAUACAGACGUCGAAGCUCUACGACAUCAAAGAUCUGGGCGGCACCGAAAAGUAUGACAGUUGGCGUGAUCAUGUUCAAUUGAUCAUGUGUCUCAUCGAGCAGGGGAAAGUGUUGGAAGCCCUAAAACUCAAGGAGGAAUAUGAGCAUGAGAAUCCGGGCAGAGAGUUUUCAAAUUCCGUCAUCCAGAACAGCUGGGCCGCUUAUCGUCAAUCGAAAGAGUUAUACACCAGGGCGGUCGAAGCCGAAAAGGCCGGGACUUCUCUGGAAUUCAAGGCAUCUCUUGAUUUGGCCGAGCGUCGGCCAGCAUUAAAACGGGCCGUGAGAUGGUUUGGAAGCCCGAAGCAUCGGGUUGAGGGGGGCAAGGACUUUGAGAGCGACAUCGAUUUGCACGACAUCGGACGGGCGCGAGAAAGUCGUCUCCUCCAGCUCCUUGACUUCCCUCUCGUCUAUCUAGCUUUCCGUCGAUCCAGGGCUUCUGUCGACAAUACUAACAAUGAGUUUCUGUGGGCGAAUGUUCGACAAAGCGUUCUCGGGCAGUAUUGGAAAUAUUGUGAUUGCAAGAGGAAGAGACGACGCAGUCAAAGUGUUCAGGGGUUAGACGGUUUCGUGGCCAAGCUAAAAUGCGACAAUGAAGACUCCAAAACGAGGAAGCUGAAACAAAAACUCAUCACCGACUGGGUUAUAAGGACGCCAGGCGAGAGCAAGCCUAUUUCAGUAGGUUGUGGACCCAGUUGUCCGUGCAUCGAAGCCAACAAAAGAGGUCUCCUCGAGACUUCUGCUCUGGAAUCAAAGCUUUACUUGUGGGAGGAGCCGACCCCCAAAAAGCGCUCGUUCAAGGAUCGACCCAGAUACCGGAACAGGAAACCAAACCGAUCACCGGUUUCAGAAGACGAAUUGUUCAUUCUCAUCCCACCGAAUACUUUGUUGUGGAUCCAGUCCGAGUUUGCGAAUGGGGAGUCUGAAGGAGAGAAUUAUAUCAUUCCACGAGCAACUGAGAUUCCGGGAAUAGCCAUCACUCCACCUGAAGGAGAGAUAGAUCUCAUGUCGCUUCCCACAUCUACCCAAGAGAGAGUGACAAAAUAUUACCAGAGGGACUAUACGGCAGACUUUGCUUCCAUAUUGGAGAAGCAAGAGACCGAGUGGUUCAGCCCGACACGGUUGGAUGACAUCUUAGAGGACGACGAAGACGAAGGAGAUACACCGUGA